ACCCUUUUUCUCAGAGAUUUGUUGUUCCUGCUCCCAUCAGCUGCUGAUUGCUCUGUCUUAUGUCGGAGACACAUUGCUCUUAAUGGCUCGGCGUCUUUGGAGCGGCCCAGAUCCCCUCGCACCCGCGGUCUUACUCAGGUUUUACCGCGCAGUGGCACUCCAGCACUCCUAAUGACCGCUGCGGCGCCGGCGAGCAAACAGGAGCCUCAAACUACCCAUGCAAAAACUGCACGGAGCUUGUUGUAAUGCCGCGACCGCCCUUUGUCUAGCUGACAGACCCGCUUUGCGCUUUGAUAUAUCUUGAUUAUCGCGUAGCGAGUCGAAAAUCGGCGUAUUUUGCAGAUGACGGUCGCUGGACAGUUUGCACUGUGGUUACUUCUCAUGCAGAAAACAUCGUCUCAAUAACACGGCUUCGCAUUCCUCUCCUUCUCUAUUUCUGGAUAUUUUUUUCUCAUUAUCUAAAGGAAUAAAAUAAUAAAUCUAUAUUACAUCUGAAGUCUUUGCUACUCGAUCACAACAGGGGGGCCGGAAAACUAAAUCCUUUUGCCUUUUCAUCGGAAGGACGGAAGGACUGUCCCCCCAACGGACUAAGCAGGAGAAACAACGUGCUUUGAAUGUAGAGCAGACUUCAACUAAUAUUGACAGCACGGCUUUCUGCUUUUUAAGAAACAAAUUACACUGAAACCUCGUACUUUAUUUUUUUUCCUUUCUCUUUUCAUUAUUGAUAAUCAUAAUCGAACAAAGUCUACUUAAUUUUAGUGUCUUUCCGGAUUGCUUUGAGUACAGAUUGGAGCAGCACUUUGCCAGAAACUGCUGAGAAGAAACGUGGGGAAAAUAUAUAUUAUAAACGUGCCGAUGAAUUAGAUAUAUGGUCAUUUUUGAAUUAACAUUUUAAGCGAGUUAUGGCUACGUUGUAUCAAAGAUUUACCGGGAAGAUCAAUACGAACAGGUCUUUCCCCAACCCGCCGGAGGCCAGUCACCUUCUCGGCGGGCAGACUGUCGAGGAGGACAGCGCCAAGAAGACUUCCCGACCCGAGCGGGACCACCGUGCCCCUUUCCAGCGCCAAUCCAGGAGCGGAGCCGAGGAUGAGGAUGAGCUGGUGGGAGCCAACCCUCCGCAGCGGAACUGGAAGGGAAUCGCAAUCGCCCUGCUUGUCAUUCUGGUCAUCUGCUCGCUGAUCGUCACCUCCGUCAUCCUGCUAACACCAGGUGAAGAUGACAGCUUGGCACUGAAGAGGAAGGUCAACGUUGAUGACAUCUUCAGCCAGGCUUUCAAAGCGCAUGACCCUGGUGCCAGGUGGAUCAAUGGCGACGAGCUUCUGUUCCGAAAACGAGAUGGGGACGUAGUCAAGUUCAACAUCAGGACUAACCGGACGACCGUUUUAGUAGAGAACAAAAAGUUUGUAAUGUACAAAGCCAGCAAGUACGAAGUGUCCCCUGACCUGAAUUACGUGAUGCUGGCCUACAACGUCGUCCCUCUUUAUCAGCAUUCAUUCACGGCCUCAUACAUCAUCUGCAGCCUGAUCACCCCCGAGACGUGGAACCUGAACCCCCCCGAGGUGCGCCAUGCCCAGCUGCAGUAUGCUUCCUGGGGGCCUAGGAACCAGCAGCUGAUCUUCAUAUUCGAGAACAACAUCUACUACCGGGCAGACGUUUCAAGUCGAUCCAUACGCCUGGUGUCUUCUGGAAAAGAGGGAGUCAUCUUCAAUGGCCUGAGCGACUGGCUGUACGAAGAGGAGAUAUUCCAGAGCUACAUUGCUCACUGGUGGUCACCGGAUGGUGCCAGGUUGGCAUACACCACCAUCAAUGACACACUGGUACCCAAAAUGGAGAUCCCCAUGUUCACUGGCUCGGCUUACCCAACUGGGAUGGAGUACCGCUACCCCAAGGCAGGGGAGCAGAACCCAGAUAUCUCCCUGUAUGUGGUGAACCUGAAUGGACCCCUGCACACAGUGGAGAUGAAACGCCCAGAGGACCAGAGGUUUGGGGAGUAUUACAUAACCAUGGUGAAGUGGGCCACCAGCACCAAACUGGCUGUGAACUGGCUGAACCGGGCCCAGAACAUCUCCUUCCUCACUCUGUGUGAGGCCACCACUGGCGUCUGCACCAAGAAACAUGAAGAUGACAGUGAAAACUGGCUUAACAGACAGAAUGAAGCCCCCCUGUUCUCCAAAGACGGACACAAGUUCUUCUUUACAAGAGCCAUUCGUCAGGGAGCAAGGGGGAGGUUCUUCCACAUCUCAAUGUCCACCUUGCAGCCAAACUCGAGCAGCGACAGCCUGCAGUCGAUCACCUCGGGGGACUGGGACGUGACGGAGAUCCUGGGCUACAAUGAAGUCAGCCAGUCGGUAUAUUUCUUGAGCACGGAGGACGGGCACAAGCGAAGGCACCUCUACAGUGCAGAUACCACCGGCCAGUUCAACAGACGGUGCCUGUCCUGUAACCUGCCCGCCUGUGGCUAUGUGACAGCGUCCUUCAGCCGUGACAUGCAGUACUUCCUCCUGUCCUGCAGAGGUCCUGGCGUGCCCAGUACGGCUGUCUACAGGACCAUUGACCGAAUGAAGGUUCAUGACCUGGAAACGAACCAGGAGCUCAAUCAGACGCUCAGCUCCAUGCAGAUGCCGAAAGUGGAAUAUAAGGAAAUUACCGUAGACGGUCAGAGAUACAUACUGAAGGUGCUGAAACCUGCUGGCUUCUCCGACACCGCCCACUACCCCCUGCUCCUCCUGGUAGACGGAACGCCGGGAGAACAAAUGGUCACGGAGCAGUACCAAGUGGACUGGGUCACAGUUCUGAUCAGCAGUUUCGGUGCCAUCGCCAUUUCUUUCGACGGGCAGGGGAGCGGCUUCCAAGGGUCAAGCCUCCUACAGAAAGUUCACCACAACCUGGGACCUUCUCAGGAGAAGGAGCAACUCGAAGCCCUCAGAAGCUUUUCAAAGGAGACUUACAUAGACAAAACACGCAUCGGAGUUUUUGGCCAGGUUUAUGGAGGGUAUUUAAGUACCCGCUUACUAGGCGCCGAAGAUUCAUUGGUGAAGUGCGGAGGUGCUGUUUCACCCAUCACGGACUUCAGACUGUACUCAUCUGCCUUCUCGGAACGGUACCUGGGGCUCCCCAAGACAGGCACCAUGGCAUACCGGAUGGCAAACUUGGCAGACCGCAACUUACAGCUGGUAGAUAAGAAGUACAUCAUCAUCCAUCCCACUGCUGAUGAAAAAGUCCAUUUCCAGCACACGGCGACAUUUAUCACAAAGUUAAUAAAUGAAAAAGCAAAUUAUACGUUACAGAUCUACCCAGAUGAAGGGCACUUCAUCCAUAACCAGCACACCAAACAGCACCUUUCCCAGUCGCUGGUGAACUUUUUUGAAGAGUGCUUCCGGCCUCCAGACAAGCUGCCAGAGGAGGAGGAGGAGGAAGAUAGCGAGGAGGAAGACUAGACCCAUCACCACCCUGAGCACAAGCCAGUUUCUUCAGCACAAUAUGCAACAGACCCCUAUCUCCUGCUUUGCCCUCAACACAAGGUCCUCAAAACAUCUCCUUAGCACAUUUGUUCCUGGUAAACUUCUCACCUGUCCUCCAUCUUCUCCUCCUCCUCAAUGGCUCACAGAGAGCUUUGAAAAGUGUGGUUGAAAAGAUCUGUCACUUCUUGGCACCUGGAAUAGGGUUUUGCUCCUUCAAAUUCAAUGGCAUGGAAGAUGGUGAGAGAGAACAUGCGAUUUGACUGGUCGAUGAUGGUGUCGGGUCAUGGGAGAUCACCUCUAGGUCUUCUCAUAAAAUGGGAUAGCUGAGGGAAACUAAAGGGUUUCACAGCACAAGAAGGAGUGUCCCACCCCUCUGCUAGGGGUCAAUAGGAUAAAAAGAUGGAGGAAUCUUUCUAGAACUGACAGUACGUAGAAAAACGUCACUCCGUCUCCAUCACACUCAUUUCUGUUGAGGGAAAAAAAAAAACAGCACACAAAAAUACACAUUUUUCUCUGCUUGACAUUUUCACCAUGUAUGAUUGUAAAGUAGAUUUCGGGAGGGAAAAAAAUGCUAUGACUGGGCACAAACAAAAGUUUGCAGCUGGGACCAGAUACAGAGACCGACAGACUUUAGGGAGACGAUUUUUCAGCAGUUUUUAAUUUUGCGUCGUACGUCCUUAAAACAGCUACUGAGAGCCUAGAGAGAGUGUUUAGUCACCGUGCCUUACUUUUACAGCGACACCACUCCCAAGGACUCCCGAGAAAGUUCCAGAUGUUUUAAACAAUCAACCUGGAGGAAAGAUAAACAAUUUGUAUUUGAAAAACCAACCAUGUCCUCAGAAUAUUUUAAGCUAACCACAGCUAACAUUCAGUAUUACACCACCAAGUUCUCACAAAGCUGUACAGUGUCUUUGUGUAGAAUUCCAGUAUUUACAUUUCCAAAUACAGUAUAUAUACAUAUAUAUUAAAAAUGUCUGUGUUUGUAUAUAAUUGAGAUGUAAUUCUACAGGAAUAGGUUUGUAAUUUUUCCCAUUUUAAAGUAAUUACGGUAAGUUCCUUCCUUGCAGUUUUCCUUUGGAAUGCUAAAGAAAGUUUGAUCCUUUUUUAAACUUGUGUUCCGCGUAGACCUGCAUUUUUCCUAGUAUGGUCUGUGGAAACUCAUCUGCUGCAGUAGACCUGUUAUUUGCCAUUUUCGGUGUUAAUUGUUCAAAGAGCAUUCUGGAGAAUUGUUUUUUUUUUGUUUUGUCUUUCUGUUUUGUGAAAAUAAUGCCACUGUAAAUUUGACAGUGCCACAGGUGAUGCGGAUUAAGUGGUACUGCACCCACAUUUCCUAUAAGGAUGCGAGUACUGUACCACUUUUAGUGUGGCAAUUCAUGUUGCCUGCUAAACUGGAAGAGUUUAAAUUAAAAGAACAAAAAAGUUAAGUAUGGCAUGGAAGUCUGAACUGUCAGAAUAAAAGUUAUUUUGCAAUCACAA
This is a messenger RNA of Paramormyrops kingsleyae, 4937 nucleotides long. Its product is annotated as A-type potassium channel modulatory protein DPP6-like. Gene Ontology annotation, cellular component: plasma membrane; voltage-gated potassium channel complex. NCBI's taxonomy places the organism in Eukaryota, Metazoa, Chordata, Actinopteri, Osteoglossiformes, Mormyridae. Gene Ontology annotation, molecular function: serine-type peptidase activity; potassium channel regulator activity. The record is from RefSeq and is a predicted model, not a curated record. Gene Ontology annotation, biological process: regulation of potassium ion transmembrane transport; proteolysis.